CGAUCAAAUCCCAGACUAACGCUCACCAUCAAUAUCUCAGUCCGAGAAUACUCUGCCAUUACAAGACACCAUUCAUCAGAAAUCCACCCUGUUUACUCGUUCAGACUCCAAGGGGUUGGAACCUCGGCCUGCGCAGGAAUAUGGCAAGGCCUCUCGCAGAGGCAUACGCCUCGACCCUGUAGAGGUAUUACAAGAGGAAAAAAAGCAUAUGCCACCACGGGGGCGUUUCGGUAACGCUAUCCACCGUAUUUUUCGAAGUGAGACAUCAAAAAGAGACAAUGUCGAAGGCUCGCAUAAACCUUGUUCCCUUCGCGAAUCGCUUUCCAUGAACCGAGGCGCUCGGCACCGCAUCGACGCGUCUCGAUUUUGGGCUGUUCUCAUCGGCAUCAAUGCGUAUGAGCGCACUCCUCUGCGCGGUUGCGUAUCGGAUGCAUUAUUAGUAAAAAGUUUCCUAAUCAACACCCUUGGCGUACCAGAAGAACGUAUCCAGUGUCUCCUCGGCUGCCAAAAUUCGAUUCCUAGUGAUCCCUUCACGCCGUACCGCGCCAAUAUUGUGGAAGUACUCUACAGUCUCAUUAACAGGCGUGAAAUUGACCCGGGAGACAAUAUUUUCAUCUACUAUGCUGGAUAUGGCUCUUGCUACUGCCGCGAUGACCAUUUUUAUAAAUCUACAUGUGAUAGCAUUGGCAAUUUCUGUCUCACCAAAGCACUGUGUCCCCUCGAUCGCGAUACCCAGGACCACGACGGAAAAUGGGUUCCCGAUAUCAGCGACCGAGAGUUGGACGCUAUUUUCGCAGAAAUAUCUCGUGUCAAGGGGCACAAGAUCACGUUUAUCGCAGACUGCUAUUACGCCCGCAAUUUUUGCCGCUGCAUCGAGUAUGACGGUUCUUUAAAGCGCAGCGUAUGGCCCACUUAUCAUUCCGAUGUCAAUGAUAUGUUACGUGCAGGACAUGAAAGGCUGGACCAUCUACCUCGCUAUCGAUCUAUAUUAUCGGAUGAUUGGCGGCCAGAUAUGAGUUCUCAUGUAACACUGACAGCGUGUCAAGAGGGUCAGGUUGCGAAGGAGAUGCCGGGAAAGAAGGUAUACGGCGGGGUGUUUACGAAGACACUUGUCCGUGUUCUGAAAUCAGGUGCAUGGAAGAAGAAGAUAACGUAUGUCGAGCUCAACGAGCUUCUGGAUCAGUCGUAUUUCCAGACUCCAGUCGUUACUGGGGGCCAUAAAAAUGAGCGCGUUUGGUAUCAGGUGUAAAAGGUUGGGCUUUAGACAUUUAUAUUCAGUGCUCAGUCGUACAAACCUAUGCUUAUGUAGUAUUUGUCAUUACUCUAACAUGAUACAUGAAAGAUAAU
Desarmillaria tabescens is the source of this 1347-nucleotide messenger RNA. RefSeq names its product caspase domain-containing protein. Gene Ontology annotation, biological process: proteolysis. The record is from RefSeq and is a predicted model, not a curated record. The transcript is spliced from 3 exons. Bases 209 to 1249 code for a protein of 346 amino acids. Gene Ontology annotation, molecular function: cysteine-type endopeptidase activity. NCBI's taxonomy places the organism in Eukaryota, Fungi, Basidiomycota, Agaricomycetes, Agaricales, Physalacriaceae.